Messenger RNA from Leopardus geoffroyi (Geoffroy's cat), 2197 nucleotides. It is a transcript of the gene ZBTB8B, whose product is annotated as zinc finger and BTB domain containing 8B. Gene Ontology annotation, molecular function: DNA-binding transcription factor activity, RNA polymerase II-specific; RNA polymerase II cis-regulatory region sequence-specific DNA binding; protein binding. The transcript is spliced from 4 exons. Bases 561 to 2033 code for a protein of 490 amino acids. The record is from RefSeq and is a predicted model, not a curated record. Gene Ontology annotation, biological process: regulation of transcription by RNA polymerase II. NCBI's taxonomy places the organism in Eukaryota, Metazoa, Chordata, Mammalia, Carnivora, Felidae.
CUGUUGAGUACAUGAAACCGUUUCACUCUUUCCAGAAUUUCUGCGAAGCGCCGGCAAGUAAAAUGUGUGCGGACUGAUAGGUCAGAGCUCUCAUUCUCCGGGCCACUUUAAUAUGCACGUCGUGCUUUCAGCUCUCCGGACAAAGACGCCGACACUUCGCAGGUCCCUCGAGUGGGACUCAGAAGACCGAACAGAGCUCCAGCCUUCUGCUAGUGUCCGUUCUUGCCCCUUUUGGCAUCUCGGGACUUGUAGUUUUGUCCACUAUAUCUUUGCUGGAGAAACGAACGCUGAGACCACAACUCCCGUCACCGCGCGAGGACUGGCGCCAUCAGAGCGCAGCCUCAGGAGGGGGCACGGGCGCCAUUGACUAACCCGCUGGUCGAAGGGUCCGCCUUCCUGAGCCUAGGAGCCCCUGUGAUUGGUCAGCUGCCUCGCUUCUCACGGAGGGGGCGACAGGUGAAUGAAAGAGGGGCGUGUCGCUGUGCGGUAGCUCGGCCGCAAGGCUGGAUCCCGCUGAAAGAGAUUCAGGCUACUCCAGAGCAGCAGCAGCUGGUGGAGACAUGGAGAUGCAGUCCUAUCAUGCCAAGCUCUUGGGGGAGUUGAAUGAACAGCGGAAGAGGGACUUUUUCUGUGACUGCAGCAUCAUUGUGGAAGGGCGGAUCUUCAAGGCCCACAGGAACAUUUUGUUUGCCAACAGCGGCUACUUCCGAGCCCUGCUCAUUCACUACAUCCAGGACAGCGGGCGGCACAGCACCGCCUCCCUGGACAUAGUCACCUCCGAUGCCUUCUCCACCAUCUUAGACUUCCUGUACUCUGGGAAGCUGGAUUUGUGCGGGGACAACGUGAUCGAAGUCAUGUCGGCGGCCAGCUACCUGCAGAUGAACGACGUGGUGAACUUCUGCAAGGCCUACAUCAGGUCGUCCCUUGAUAUCUGCCGGAAGAUGGAGAAGGAGGCUGCCGUGGCUGCGGCGGUGGCGGCGGCGGCGGCGGCGGCGGUGGCGGCUCAUCAGGUGGACAGCGGAAGCCCCAGUUCAGGCAGGGAAGGGACCUCCUGUGACACGAAGAGCGUGGUCCCCUCUCCGGCCGAGGGAGAGGAGAGGGUGGACUGUCCAAGAGAGCCCCCUCGCAGUGACUGCAGAGGCUGCCACCCACUGGAACUGGCGGCGAAGGACGGCCAGGGCAGUGGCCCAGCUGACAGUGACCUCUCUAUUCUGCCCAAACAGAUAGAGCCCAAGGUGGAGUUUGAUGCCGACGAGGUGGAGGUGGAGUUGGGCGAACAGCUGCAGCCGUAUGCCACCCCACUCAGCCUGGCCCACAUGGACGAGGGUUUGCCCGGUGGCCAGGCCAUCGACUUGGCUUACGGUAACUACCACGUGAAGCAGUUCCUGGAGGCACUCCUGCGCAACGGUGCCGUCCAGGGCAAAGGUGACGUGGACCAUCACUUUUCUCGAAGUUUGGAGGGAAGACCAGAGGGUGCGGGAGGAGCCAUGAGUGCCGUGAUGGAUGUCCAGACUGACUGGUAUGGAGAGGACUCAGGUGAUGUGCUGGUGGUCCCCAUCAAGCUCCACAAGUGUCCUUUCUGCCCUUACACUGCCAAACAGAAGGGCAUCCUUAAGCGGCACAUCCGCUCACACACAGGCGAGCGGCCCUACCCCUGCGAGACGUGCGGCAAGCGGUUCACUCGACAGGAGCACCUGCGGAGUCAUGCCCUAAGCGUCCAUAGAUCCAACCGUCCAAUCAUCUGCAAGGGCUGCAGAAGAACCUUCACGAGUCACCUGUCCCAGGGACUGCGGCGCUUCGGGCUAUGUGACAGCUGCACCUGUGUUACAGACACACACGAUGAUGAAGACGAUUUGAUGCCCAUCAAUCUUAGCCUGGUGGAGGCCUCGUCCGAAAGCCAAGAAAAGAGUGAUACAGACAAUGACUGGCCAAUCUAUGUGGAGUCUGGUGAGGAAAAUGACCCCGCUGGAGAUGAUUCUGAUGGCAGACAGCAGAUUCGGCCCAACUUGUCAGAUCAAGAGACACUUACGUAGCGGAAAAUUCUGGGGUGUGGGUAGGGGGAGAGGUUUUAGAAUUUGUUGUUGCUCAUUCUAUGUUCGAAAGCCACCAUCUGUCCAAUUUUGUGGAACCCGGAGAGGAACAUGUUUUCACUGUUACUAUCGUUACAUUUUUGUUACAUUACACGGUGAAGGUUGGA